AUGCAGCGCAAUUCUACCCGCACUAUAAACCCCUGCGCAAGUCACCGUCCCUGCUCCCACCGCUGCUGCACCUGUGGGGCACACGGUGGACAUCGUCGAAAUCGACGGUCAAACUGUCAUGGUGGUGGUGGUGGUGGUGGUGGUGGUGGUGGUGGUGGUGGUGGUGGUGGUGGUGGUGGUGGUGGUGGUGGUGGUGGUGGUGGUGGUGGUGGUGAGGAUGAUGAUGAUGACGACGACGACGACGAUGGGGGAGGGCCGGGUGCUUGCUGCACAUAAAAGACAAAAACGCCAGAAGUUUAGGCCUUCCCGUUGCAUUUGACUUUGCUUCUCGAUCUUUUUACUUCAGGCUCGCUGUCUGAAAAUUGCGUCAGCCUGUUACUACUACCGCAGAUUUCAUUUCAUGCGUUGGAUGUCGUUGACAUGAUUUUGGCCGUCUGGCAACUGCAAGAGAAGUGUCAGGAAAUGCAUAAAAACCUCUACACUACCUUCUGAGACCUGAUAGAAGCCUCUGACACGGUGACUCACGAUGGGCUCUGGAAAAUUAUGCUUAAAAUCAAAUUUUCUGAGCGAUUUACGCACAAGGUGCAUCAGUUCUACUACGAGAUGAUGGCGCGCGUCACGGACCACGAGACAGUCUUGGAAGCAUUCACAGUGACCGAUGAAAUGGAGCGGGACUGCUUUCUCGCGCCCAACGUCUCCACUCUCAUAUUCUCCGCCAUGCUAACGGACGCCUACCCUGAUGAGCACCCUGGAAUCAGUAUCUACUGCAGGACCGAUGAAUAUCUUCUCAACAGCCGUCUCAUGCAGGUCCCAACGCGGCUCUCUACGAUUACUGUCCACAGCCUGCUCUUUGCAAACGAUUGCUCUCGACAGCGGAACAGAAGUUGA
Molecule: messenger RNA, 888 nt
Organism: Spirometra erinaceieuropaei
Lineage: Eukaryota; Metazoa; Platyhelminthes; Cestoda; Diphyllobothriidea; Diphyllobothriidae
Source: the annotation of a GenBank genome assembly